This is a messenger RNA of Anopheles merus, 1405 nucleotides long. It is a transcript of the gene Fnta, whose product is annotated as protein farnesyltransferase/geranylgeranyltransferase type-1 subunit alpha. Bases 152 to 1171 code for a protein of 339 amino acids. The record is from RefSeq and is a predicted model, not a curated record. Gene Ontology annotation, cellular component: protein farnesyltransferase complex; cytoplasm; CAAX-protein geranylgeranyltransferase complex. Gene Ontology annotation, biological process: protein farnesylation; protein geranylgeranylation. NCBI's taxonomy places the organism in Eukaryota, Metazoa, Arthropoda, Insecta, Diptera, Culicidae. Gene Ontology annotation, molecular function: CAAX-protein geranylgeranyltransferase activity; protein farnesyltransferase activity. The transcript has 3 exons.
CCGAUGACAGCUCAUAAAACAUUCACAAUAGAAAGAAAAGCAAAGAAACAACACACGAUCCGUUUUCGGCAAUAAAUACGGGUUCCGGGUGGAAAAAACUGGUCACAAAGGUUCCGCUUCCCCACAAAACGGUAUCCACCCGGUGUGCGCGAUGGCAGACGGUAACAGUUCCGAUGAGGAUUUCUCCGACGAUUGGGCGCUGUACUCGCGCCGGCCGGAAUGGUCCGACAUUACACCACUUCCCCAGGACGACGGGGAGAAUCCUGUCGUGAUGAUCCAGUACAGUGAGCGCUUUAACGAUGUGUUUGGCUAUCUGCGUGCGAUCAUAUCGAGGCAGGAAAAGUCCCAGCGCGCCCUCGAGCUGACGAAGGACGCGGCCAAGCUGAAUGCCGCCAACUACACCGUGUGGCAGUACCGGCGGGACAUUCUGAAAACGCUCAACGCCGACCUGUACGAGGAGCUGUCCUACAUCGGGCGGGUCAUUGCGGACAAUCCGAAAAACUACCAGGUGUGGCAUCAUCGGCGCGUCAUCGUCGAAUGGUUGGACGACCCAUCGAGCGAGCUGGCACUGACGGAGAGCAUUCUCGACAUGGAUGCGAAGAACUAUCAUGCCUGGCAGCACCGGCAGUGGGUCAUAAAGAACUACAACCUGUUUGACGAUGAGCUGCAUUACGUGGACCGGUUAAUAUCGGAGGAUAUGCGCAACAAUUCCGCUUGGAACGAGCGGUUCUUCGUGCUGAAGCACGGCGGCUUCACGCCGGAGGUGCUCGAGCGCGAGGUUAACUACGUCAUCACGCGCGUGGGCCUGAUCAAAAACAAUGAAAGUCCGUGGAACUUUUUGCGCGGACUGCUGCAGCAGGGCACCGGCAAGCUGGCCCAGUUCCCGGUGGUGGUCGAGUUCUGCGAGGCACUGUACAACGACGGCAUCCGGUCGCCGUACCUGCUGGCCUUUCUGGUGGACCUGUACGCCGAGCAAUACUUCGAUGUGAUCGAGUCGGGCGGCAAUGAAGCGGUGGCCGAGGAGUACCACCAGAAGGUGCAGGAUCUGUGCGAGUCGAUGGCGAACCAGCACGACAAGAUACGCUGCAAGUACUGGCGCUACAUUGCGGAAAACUUUCGGCGGAAAGCGUCCGACCGGGCGGCGGCCGGCGGCGGUAGAAAUGGCGUGUGAUGGCAGUGUACCCCCGGAGCAGAGCAAGAGUACGUUAACUUAUGAGCAGAGCAACGGAGGAGGAUGAACUUUGUUUUAGUGCUAGUUUUGUUAGAUUUUUUCUUCUCUUCUCUUUUUCCUCCACACAAACAAAUAAAGAAACUGGUAAAGUGGCAGCAAAAUAGCUUAGCACAUGAUCGGAGCGUGCUGUUAACAAACAAAAAAGUAAUAAAUAGAUAAUUUUGCAAUAUUUAA